This is a messenger RNA of Mya arenaria, 3751 nucleotides long. RefSeq lists its product as uncharacterized. The coding region runs from base 236 to 805 and encodes 189 amino acids. NCBI's taxonomy places the organism in Eukaryota, Metazoa, Mollusca, Bivalvia, Myida, Myidae. The transcript has 6 exons. The record is from RefSeq and is a predicted model, not a curated record.
CAGAUAACGAAAGCCGUAACAGCUAUUACAUUUUUGUAUUUUCUGAAAUUGUGUUUUCUGAGUUAAAUUGGAUUUAAAAGCUGAUAUCGAAACUCACAAUUUCAGCAUGUGCAACGGAAGUUAACCCUGCCAGACACACCGUCAUGUCUGCUGGUCCUAAGCCCAGAUAAAAUUGGACGGAUUUCCACAAAUGCAGUAGUUUUCAAUACAAUCGUUCAUACAGCCAUAACUGACUAUGAGUUGUGCGUGCAUAUUGAAUGGCAAAAGGAUGCAUGCUAUUAUUUGUAUAGUGACAACCAUCUUGCUGACGUUAGUUUUUCUGGUGCUGAUAACAGUCUGGGCGUUAGUAAGAACAACAUCAACUAUUCCCCAAGGAAGCUCUAUGUGCAUUCCUUGCGACAAAAUGAUGUCUAAAACUUACCAAAACUCGGGCCAAAAAGAUGAUCAUUUAGCUAUCAAAAUGAGAGAUGAUGGGAUGUGCUGUGGACCCGCCGAAAGCAUUGCUCAGAUGUUGUUACAAAAGGAUAUGGUUGAGCAGUUUUACGAAUAUAGGAAGAACAGUGCAGGUCUGCUUGAUAUAUUAGACGAUUCGGUACUUGCUGACUGUCAAAUGGAAACAAGCAACAAACAGCCCGUCUCGAAAAUUGUCGGAGUUGUAGAGUUCAAACCUAGCUACAUAGUUAGAGGUCAUUACAAACUCCUAAAACCGUCAGCACCAAUAUUGCGAAUAAUUGCAUCCACUUGGAACUCGAAGGAGAAAUAUUUGUACGACAGCCGGGCUACUACAUUGUUUCUUCGCAACUGAAUCUUAAACGACAAAAGGAGACAGGCACGUCUAGAAAUGAAACAAGGCCGACGAUCUUCAAUCAUCAUGUAGAUCUCUUUUCACACAAGUAUGGCACAACUGCUGUCCUGAUGCAAACUAAGGAAUCAAUUCAAAGAAAUGAAGGUUACUAUACAAGUUUCCUGUCGGCGGUUUUCAAGCUGAACUUGAAUGAUAGGCUCUCAGUGUCGGUAUCGAAUCCUGAUUAUUUAAAUAUUGACAACCCCAAUGACCAUUUUCUGGUUUACUAUACCUAUGAUCUGCCAAACUAACUUAAGACUUUAUUCGAUCAAGAAUUUUAGACCUCAUUGGAGUCCCUUAUAUUUCCACGAGCACAAAUUUUAAAAUAUGGCUGAACUAAGUGUAUACAUAAAUGAAAUCUAAAACGUAAAUGUCUUAGUACAAACCUUCUUUGUGUAAAUAUUAACCAUAACUUAACCUGGUACAUGCAUAUAACUUGUGUUUGUUAUAAAUUUAAUUCCAAACUAUCUCUGCUUUAGCCUUUACGUCAUUUUUCAAAUGAAAUUGUAGAUAUUUUCCAAUUUAUAUAAGUAUUAUGUCUUCGUUCGAUUAUUGUCGUUCCGUUUUACGGAAGCCCUGUUGAGACUUUUGAGUUUUUUUAUUAUUGGUUUGUAAUUACCUUUUUGUUAUUACCUUUUUGUUAUUACUUUUAAAUACUUUUUCGCCCGUUAUAACAUUGAAAGGCAUACAUGAAAGUUUGUUUUCUCGUAUAUGUCAAAGAUUUUAUUAAAUAUAACGUUUUUGUACAUUGCGACAAACGGAGUAAAGCACAUCUAAAAUGAAACCAGACAAACGACCUUCGUUCACCAUGAAGAUCCCCUUUCGCACAGGUACUGCAGACUGGUGUCCUGAUACAAAACAAGAAAUCAAAUAAAAAGAUGACGUUUAUUAUACUCAAGUUUCCUGUCUGUAUUUUUGAAGCGUUACACGAAUGAUAGGAUCUCUGUGUCUGCAUCGAAUACUUAAUAUUUAGUUAUUGACAACCCCGAUGAUCAUUCAUAGGUCAUUAUUCCUAUGAUCUGCCACACUAAAAUUAGGCUUAAUUUUAUCAAGAAACAAUUCGACGUCUUUUUUAUUUUCACGAACACAAAUUGAAAAAUAUGCCUGAACUUUGUAUUAUAAUAAACAAAAUCAAAACAGCAAAUGUCUCUUCUUCUAAAGGAGUAUGAAUAUAUUUUACAAUACAUAUAUAUAAUGUCUUCCUUUGAUGACUGUUUUCCGCUAUGGGCAAAAAGAGCUUAUGUUUUUAAGAAAACUAACAACUUGGACACAACAUCAAUUUUAUUCAAGUUUUUGACAAUUUUCUGUGUAUCUUUUACUUGUAUCAUCUGAUGUAUAGUCCCUUUAACUUUGAGCCAUUCUGAAAAAAUCAUGCUUUACAAAAGGUCUGCGCUAAUAUGCUAUUCUGAAGUCAAAUUGUUAUUCAUUGAAAAAAUAACUAAUAUGUUUAAUACAUAAGCGAACACGAAGGUAUAUUUUACUUGAAAUGAUGAAUCGAUAUGUGUAGUGUAACCAUGUUUGAUGGCGGUUAAUUUCAUUUGUAAUGAAUUAUUAAUAUGUAAAUUGUAUCCAUGUUUGAAAGCGAUAACUGGUAUUUGUUAUGUUUUAAAGAUAUUUAUUGUGUUUCAGGGUUUGAAGGGCGUAAUUUACAUUUGUUUUGAUUAAUUUAUUUUUAUUAAGUGUCCGAGUUUAAAGGCGAUAACUUAGUUUUGUUAUGUUUUAAUGAUACUUAUUUUAUAUGCAGAUAUAUGAAGGCAGUAAAUUAUAUUUGUUGUGAUGAAUUGAUUUAAAUUAUGUGAUCAUGUCUGAAGGCGGUAACGAUUAUUUGUAAUGAAUUAACGAUAUUUAUAGUUUAUUCAUAUUUGAAGGCGGUAUCUAUUAUUGGUAAUGAUUUAUCGAUAUGCAUAUAUAUAUUUGUGUAAAUAAAUGUAAUAACAAAUGUAUGCUUUUUGGAGAGUGUGGAAUAAUGCCUUUGUGUAUAUCUUUUUUUUCUAAUUUCAUGAGAUAUAUUGCAUAUUGUUUCGACUGCCCAAUAUAAUAUAUCCCAACAAUGACGCUUAAUGCUUAAGACUUAAGAUAAAGUUGGAUGUGACUGUUGGGUUAAAAUUGUUCAGAACAUGCUAUGUUUGUAUCGCUUUGGAUAUAUAUGGACAUUUCUAAAAGUUGGUGAUGGAAAUAGAUUUCUUAAUAACUUAGCAUAAGGAAGCAUUUUUAAGAUAACAUUACAAUGUUCAAAUCUUAAAUUACAAGUUAAGAUUGGCAGAGAUUAUAAUACCUCUCAGAAAAAAUCGCAUGUGUGUUUAUUGUAAAUAUAAAGAUAAUGUUACUGUUUUACACUGUACGAACAUUGUUUUGUUUAUAUAAAAAUUUAGCGCUGUACGUUCACAGAUUGUAUUUGGUUAGUAUUAAAUGACACAAAUAUAAAUGCCUUUUAUAGUCCAAUAUUAAAUAAGACCAUUCAAAACAUUACAAUAAUUGAGAAAUUAUAUGAAAUUAACUCUUAAAGGGAAGUAAUCAUGUUUGAUAUACAUAAUGUGCUGUUAAUGAUUCAUUCCCGUGUCCUAAUUUAUCAUGUUAUGUUGUUUGCAAUGUAGUUUGGGCUGCUGGCCAGUAUAACAGUAUAACAGUCUAGUAUAACAAUUGACUUGACUUUAGUGUAUUGAUGUUUCAAUGUUGAUGUUUAUUUUAACGAUUUAUGGAUAAAUUCAUUGUAUCCGUAGAUUUCAAGCCUGUCAUAUUUAUUUAUAAAGAGUUAUUUGAAUCCAUAUUUAAAGAUAGCAGCUUUUAUCUGUUAUGACUAAUCGAUAUUUAUAUAAAAUGUAUAUGCUGUCUUUUGUGUUUUAUGUUGGUUUGUCGGUUAAUCUGGUGAGGGUUGUGCUAAUAAUUUGUAUUAUUUGCUUUUUUGCA